Messenger RNA from Papaver somniferum (opium poppy), 1273 nucleotides. Its product is annotated as glucuronoxylan 4-O-methyltransferase 1-like. The coding region runs from base 187 to 1086 and encodes 299 amino acids. NCBI's taxonomy places the organism in Eukaryota, Viridiplantae, Streptophyta, Magnoliopsida, Ranunculales, Papaveraceae. Gene Ontology annotation, biological process: xylan biosynthetic process. The record is from RefSeq and is a predicted model, not a curated record. The transcript has a single exon.
CCUCAUCAUCAACUCUCCUUCAACUUCAAGUCAUCUCUACACUCUACUACCGCCUGCGGUCUCCAGUUCAAUACAUAAAGUUUUAUAUAAUCUGACCUUCAACUUCAAAUUUUUCUUCACAAUCAUUUGAUUCAAUCUAGCUGCAGCUCCACUCGUUCUCUUUCAGUUGCACAUACACCUUAUCAAAUGAUGAGACCAUCCAAAACCAACUUGCCCUCCAACCUUAAACUAACCAUUCUCGGUAUCUUUCUUGCUUUUCUUCUCAUUUUCAUCUUAAGAACAAAUUUCUCAUCUUCGCCACAAGAUUCAACUUCAAUUUCACGAAAUGGAACAUCAAAAGAAUCAAAUUCCAUUGAAGUAGUAAAACCAAGAACGAAGUGCCCAUCUUCUGAUCAACCCAUAAAAACCUGCAACAAAAUCCCAUCAACCAUUGCGGAAGCUCUAAUGCAUUACUCAACCUCAAACAUCACACCUCAACAAACAUAUAGCGAGAUUUCAGUUACCGCUAAAAUACUAGAAAAGAAAUCUCCAUGCAACUUUCUAGUCUUUGGUUUAGGCCAUGACAGUCUAAUGUGGAGCACAUUAAAUCACGGUGGACGGACAGUUUUUCUAGAAGAAGACAAGUCGUGGAUUGAACAGAUUAAAGAGAGGUUCUCGAUGUUAGAAUCUUACCACGUCGAGUACGACCACAAAGUUAACCAGGCAGACAAUUUGAUGGGACUUGCCAAACGCGACGAAUGCAAAUUAGUAGGUGAUCCAAGACAUUCUGCCUGCCAACUAUCUCUAAAAGGAAUGCCAAAUGAGAUUUAUGAAAUAGAAUGGGAUUUAAUCAUGGUUGAUGCUCCGACCGGGUAUCACGAGGAAGCACCAGGAAGGAUGAGUGCGAUAUACACCGCUGGGAUGAUGGCAAGAAACAGAGAAGAAGGGGAGACUGAUGUUUUUGUGCAUGAUGUGAAUAGAGUCGUGGAAGAUAAAUUUUCAAUGGCAUUUUUAUGCGAAGGCUACAUGAAGAUACAGGAAGGAAGGUUGAGACAUUUCACCAUUCCUAGUCACAGAGAGACCUCUGGAAAGCCAUUUUGCCCUUGAGCACUUCAUUUCAGCCAAGCCUUUAUAAGAAUGUGUAAUUGUUUUCUUUAUUUUUUUCUCAGGAUUUUCUAUAAAUUUGUCAUUAAAUUUCAUAAUAAUGCCAGUGUCAAGGACCAUUUAUUACACUCUGGGUCUUUUUUUAUCUAAUGUACUGGCCGUGCCAACAAAUAGGGCCAACUGAUGCAUA